AUGUCUACCGCCUCGACUGCCCCUUCGUCCCCCAUCGUUCACGCCAUGUUUGACGACCUCGCUAUUGACUCGGGCUUCACCACUCCUGACCGCUCGUCGUCUCCCUCCCCAGCCCUUCCUGCUUCGCCUCUUGCUAGCGGUCUGCACAAGGUCGCUGUCAUCGGCUCUGGCAGCUGGGGUACCGCUCUCGCCAAGAUUGCCGCUGAGAACGUCGCCAAGCGCACCAGCGAGUUCGACCCUGAGGUCCGCAUGUGGGUCCGCGAGAAGCAGGUCAACGGCAAGAAGCUCACCGAGGUCAUCAACAAGACCCACAUGAACUCGCGUUACCUCCCGGACGUUGAGCUGCCCGAGAACCUUGUCGCCGUCCCCAAGCUCGCCGACGUCGUCAAGGACGCAACCCUUAUCGUCUUCGUCACCCCCCACCAGUUCCUCCACACCGUCAUUUCCGACCUCAAGCGUGUCCCUGGAACGAUCACCCCGGGCGCCCGCGCAGUUACUGCCAUCAAGGGCGUCGAGGUUGUCGGCACUGAGAUCUCCACCUUUGCCUCCCUCAUCGAGUCGCAGCUCAGCACGCCUUGCUCGGCUCUCUCGGGUGCCAACAUCGCCCUCGAGGUCGCUCUUGGCCAGUUCUGCGAGACCACCAUUGGCUGCCCCUCGGGCGUCGACGCUACUCUGUGGCACGCCGUUUUUGACGCCCACUCGUUCCGUGUCUCGACUGUCGAGGACGUCAACGGUGUCUCGCUCGGUGGUGCGCUCAAGAACAUUGUCGCCCUCGCUGCCGGCAUGGUCGACGGUCUGCGUCUCGGUGGCAACACCAAGGCCGCCAUCCUCCGCAUUGGUCUGUCCGAGAUGACCGAGUUCACCCUCGAGUUCUUCCCCGGCGCCCAGCGCCAGACCUUCUCCAACGAGUCGGCAGGCAUUGCCGACCUCAUCACCACCUGCUACGGUGGCCGCAACCGCAAGUGCGCUGAGGAGAUGGUCAAGACCGGCCACUCGUUCGACGUCAUUGAGAAGCGCCUGCUCAACGGCCAGAAGCUCCAGGGUACCGCUACCGCCCAGGAAGUCAACGCCUUCCUCAGCGCCCGUGACGCGGUCUCCAAGUACCCGCUGUUCGAGAAGGUGUACCGUAUCGCCUUCGAGGGCAUGCCCCCCGCCGAGCUCGUCAAGGGUCUCUAA
Apiotrichum porosum is the source of this 1176-nucleotide messenger RNA. RefSeq names its product glycerol-3-phosphate dehydrogenase. Gene Ontology annotation, molecular function: NAD binding; glycerol-3-phosphate dehydrogenase [NAD(P)+] activity; protein homodimerization activity. Gene Ontology annotation, cellular component: nucleus; cytosol; glycerol-3-phosphate dehydrogenase (FAD) complex. NCBI's taxonomy places the organism in Eukaryota, Fungi, Basidiomycota, Tremellomycetes, Trichosporonales, Trichosporonaceae. Gene Ontology annotation, biological process: glycerol-3-phosphate catabolic process; carbohydrate metabolic process. The transcript is spliced from 3 exons. The record is from RefSeq and is a predicted model, not a curated record. Bases 1 to 1176 code for a protein of 391 amino acids.